Molecule: messenger RNA, 5350 nt
Organism: Diceros bicornis minor
Lineage: Eukaryota; Metazoa; Chordata; Mammalia; Perissodactyla; Rhinocerotidae
Gene: LETM1
Product: leucine zipper and EF-hand containing transmembrane protein 1
Exons: 14
Coding region: 170-2404 (744 amino acids)
Biological process (GO): intracellular monoatomic cation homeostasis
Cellular component (GO): mitochondrial inner membrane
Molecular function (GO): ribosome binding; calcium ion binding
Source: RefSeq, a predicted model, not a curated record
GCCGCCGCCGGUGCCGGGCUCUUAAGCUGAGCGCCCGCCUCGGGGAGCCAACCGCCGCCCUCAAUCGUCCGCGCGAGGGCUGUGGCGCCGCCGGGCCGGCUAGGAGCCGCGGCCGCCGCGGAGGAGGAGGAGGCAGCAGGCGGCCGGAGAGGCCGCCGCGGCCGGGCGCAUGGCGUCCAUCUUACUCAGGAGCUGCCGCGGCCGGGGGCCCGCCUGCCUCCCGCCGCCUCGCGCCGUCGCCCCGAGGGGUAGUCUGGGGGAUCGUGCUUGUCUCAGUUGUGCCAACACCGUGGGGUUGAUAAGCUGCGUGAAUGUUCCCUUUGGCUGCUGCGCUUCCGUCCACCCUGUGUACCUUUCCUUCAGAGGCGAUCCCUUCAGCUGUUGGACUCGGAGGCCUGAGCGCAUGUGCACAGUGACCCGAGCACAGUGGGCCCCUGCCUCGGCGGGUCUGGUUCUCACGGGACCACAGUUCCUUCCUUUGCGCUGCUGGCACUCGUCGCCCCCACUGAGUGAGGACUCCGUGGUGGAAAAGUCCCUCAAGUCCUUAAAGGGCAAGAACAAGAAGCUAGAGGAGGGAGGCCCUGUGUACAGCCCCCCGACGGAGGUGGCUGUGAAGAAGUCCCUGGGGCAGAGGGUCCUGGACGAGCUGAAGCACUACUACCACGGCUUCCGCCUGCUCUGGAUCGACACCAAGAUCGCCGCGCGCAUGCUCUGGCGGAUCCUCAACGGCCACAGCCUGAGCCGCCGCGAGCGCAGGCAGUUUCUUCGGAUUUGCGCCGACCUCUUCCGCCUGGUCCCCUUCUUGGUGUUUGUGGUGGUGCCAUUCAUGGAGUUCCUGCUUCCUGUGGCUGUGAAGCUCUUCCCCAACAUGUUGCCGUCCACGUUCGAGACCCAGUCCAUCAAGGAGGAGAGGCUGAAGAAGGAGCUGCGGGUCAAGCUGGAGCUGGCCAAGUUUCUUCAGGACACCAUCGAGGAGAUGGCCUUGAAGAACAAGGCGGCCAAAGGGAACGUCACCAGAGACUUCGCUGUGUUUUUCCAGAAGAUCCGAGAGACGGGUGAGAGACCCAGCAACGAGGAAAUCAUGCGUUUUUCCAAGUUAUUUGAGGAUGAGCUGACCCUGGAUAACCUCACGCGGCCGCAGCUGGUGGCGCUGUGUAAGCUGCUGGAGCUCCAGUCCAUCGGCACCAACAACUUCCUGCGUUUCCAGCUCACCAUGAGGCUGCGGUCCAUCAAGGCUGACGACAGGCUGAUCGCUGAGGAAGGGGUAGACAGCCUGAACGUCAAGGAAUUGCAGUCAGCGUGUCGAGCACGAGGCAUGCGGGCCCUCGGUGUCACGGAAGACCGUCUGAGGGACCAGCUGAAGCAGUGGCUGGAGCUGCACCUGCAUCAGGAGAUCCCCACAUCGCUGCUCAUCCUGUCCCGGGCCAUGUACCUUCCAGACACCCUCUCGCCCGCCGACCAGCUCAAGUCCACAUUGCAGACCCUCCCAGAGAUUGUGGCGAAGGAAGCCCAGGUGAAAGUGGCUGAGGUUGAGGGCGAGCAGGUGGACAACAAGGCAAAGCUGGAGGCCACGCUGCAAGAGGAGGCGGCCAUCCGUCAGGAGCACCAGGAGAAGGAGCUGCAGAGGCUCUCUGAGGUGGUGAAGGAAGUGGAGCCAGAAGUAGUGGCAGAAGCUGCCCCUGGGAGGCCAGUCGCCAAGCUACAGCCAGAAGUGCCUGAUGUGAUCCUGCCAUCGGAGGCCCUGAAGGACACCGCCCCCGUCCUGGAAGGCUUGAAGGAGGAAGAAAUAACUAAAGAGGAAAUUGACAUACUCAGCGACGCCUGUUCGAAACUGAAGGAGCAGAAGAAGUCCCUGACGAAGGAGAAGGAGGAACUGGAGCUGCUGAAGGAGGACGUCCAGGACUACAGCCAGGAUUUGCAAGAGAUCAAGAAGGAACUUUCAAAGACUGGAGAAGAAAUAUAUGUGGAAGAGUCUAAAGCCAGCAAAAGGCUGACGAAGCGAGUGCAGCAGAUGAUUGGGCAGAUCGACAGCCUGCUCUCGCAGCUGGAGACGGGUCAGAAGCCCGGCACGCUGGGGCCGGCUGCCGAGGGCUCGCCUGCGGGGGAGACUGUCAUCAGCGUCACUGAACUCAUCAGUGCCAUGAAGCAGAUCAAGCACAUUCCAGAAAACAAGCUCAUCAGCUUGGCCUCAGCCUUGGAUGAAAAUAAGGACGGCAAGGUUGACAUCGACGACCUCGUCAAGGUGAUCGAGCUGGUGGACAAAGAAGACAUUCACAUCUCCACCAGCCAGGUGGCUGAGAUUGUGGCGAUGCUAGAGAAGGAGGAGAAGGUGGAGGAAAAGGUGAAGGCCAAGGAGAAGGCUGAGAAGGAGGCCGAGAGGGAGGCUGCGGAGGGGAAGAAUUAGGGCCGGCCCUGCUCUCAGGCACCUUGGUGGACCUUCGUGUGUCCAUCUCCAUCCCACUUCCCUGGCCGCCACAGUCCUUCCAUGAGAGUGAUUGCUUUGAGGUGAUUCUUAGUGACAAAUCUAAUAUUUUGUCUGGAAUAAAUCGAAACUUCCAUAAUCAAGUAAUUUUUAAUUUGCAUCAUUCCGUGAAGAUUCAGUUCGUCUGCAAUCCCUGAGUCCCCGCAGGGAAUCGUGUCUGGACUCACACAGUGGCACCUGCUGCCGUGGCCCCAGCUAUGGUGGCCAAGCGGGCAGCCUGCUGACAGCCCAGGGGUCAUGGCCGCGCACAAGGUCCCCGGCUGCAGAGGUGGGCUUUGGCCAGACUGGGGCAGGAAGGUGCCUCCCUGCGUGUGCCUGCGCCCUGUUGCUAUCUGUCCCGGGAGAGGACCAGCCAUGUGCACUUCCCACACCUGUGGAGCCCGAGGCCUGCAGAUGGGAAUUAGAUAAAAACCAACACAGCCCUCCUCAGCUCUGGAGAAGACACUUGCAUUAGUCUGUGGACUUGGAUUCCUGAAUGUCAGUGUAAAUAGGACUGAUUCCUGCACAUCUCCAGUCAUCUCUGUUGUGGUUGAGAACACGUGUCCAUCUCUCCGUGGCCUCUGGAAAAUCGCAGUUCUCUGACGGGAGUGUCUCAUGCGAGUUUCCUUUUGUGUGUAUCUCAGAGCUCUUUCUUGAUUUACCUUUGAUUUUCUCCUAGCCCUUUAACCAAUUAACUCGUAGAGAAUUUUCACACAUGACAGUCUGCCUAACUCACGAGUAGUAGCUAAUGUAAGUUAUGCUGUGAGAGAGACUAAUGAAGCCCUUGAAAGUUAAGCAUUUCAUGUUUGAGUAAUGUAACGUGCUCUUGUGGCUUUUAGAACGUUUCCUAAUUUGGGUUGUUAGCACUCGUUGCCCUUUGGGUGAUUGGGAUGGAUUUCAUUGCAUCCAGCGUUGGGCCUGGGCCCGGCCCCAGGGCAGCCUGGUGGGCUCGGGGUGCUCUGAGUGUGCAUGCCCCUGUCGUGGCUCUGCAGCAUCAGGGCCUCCUCGUGCUCAUGACACCGAUUCCCUCGGCCCCUGGCUCUUUUGGAACAAGCAGUCUGGUGGCCAAGCUCCUGGUCCUGCGAUGAGGCAUCCUGAGGGGCUUUCAGAAAGGCAACACCUGGAGUGGCCUGCGCAGCACACAGGCUGGGUUGGAGGCAUAGGGCUUGCCUAGCGCACCUCUGGGUGGAGCGGGGUGCCUCCGUGGGCUCGGUGUCCAGCCCUGGCAUCUGGCUGUCAAUGCCUGGCAGCUCAGGUAGGGCGGCACUCCCUGGGGGGUGUCCUCAGCCCUGUCUGACCCACCCUUCGAAGCCUGGGUCUGGUUGCCGGCAGGAAGGUUCUUUCAGGGAAUCCAGACCUAGGAUUUGGGAGACAGGGAUAGAGUGGCCAGGUUAGCCAGGAGCAGGGGCGGGGCGGGACUCAGAAGCACUAGCUUCUAAAUUACUUGAAACCCUUUACUCAGCCGUUAAAGACACUUGACAAAAUAGGAGUAAGAUUAUAUAUUCUGAAAUGUAAACCUUUGUAAAGUAACAGUUGGGUUCUAAAAGUUUCUUGUUUCAGUUAUUUGAGAAAUAUGUUCUAGAUGCUCAGUUAAUAGUUAUGAAUUGUCUCACACUUGCGUUGGCGCCUGGUUUGGCUGGGAAAGCAUGCUUGCUUGUGAGCUUUGUGGCUGCUAGUGUGCCCCGCAGGUGGCGUCUUCUUUCUUGUGAGUCGGACUUCGGGGCCCAGGCAGCUGUGCCUGGCUCCUGCUCUCACCCUCGCUGCCUUUGCUGGGCGCUCUGGGUGUCCCCACUGCUGCUGUCACUGCAGAGCAGCGGCUGCCGCGGGCAGGCACUGCUACUGUCCCCCCUGCUCUGGUCCUGCCCUCCCGACUUGUCACAUGAGGGCAUGAGGUGCUAGUGGGAACCUUCUUCAGUUUGUGUAAUGUGGGUGAUGGUCUGCUACAGGCUUUCCUGUUCAUUUUGUGUUUGCUUUUACUAUCCUGGACUUUAUUUAUUGCUGCUGAAAUUAGGGUCCAGGUGCGGGUGUAACAAACGGUGGGUCUAGAUAUACAAGAGUUUUGUGUGAUGAGGUUUUUAAGACGCGGCUGUGCUGUGUAAGGGCCUCCCUCCCCAUGCAUUCUCGGGGACGCUCCUGUGUUUCCAGGAGCCUGUGAUGUAUACGCCUGCUUCACAGUGAAACGGGGAUUCUUAGCACGUGUUUCCUCCCUCACUCCACCUAAACACCCAUGUUUUUGGCAAGGAUUCAGGAAACUGGCACGUGGCUUCCAGAGUCAUUUUGGAAUGUCAAAAUCCAGAGUUUUUAAAAAUGAAGGGCACCUUGUAAUUUUUGAGGCGUAGCCUCCAGGCGGUGGUUCUCAUAGUGGGGCCCUGGGGCUGGCAGGGCGGCACCACCAGGGCCCUGUGCCGCCACUGGUUGUCUCCAUGCGUCCAGAGGUCCUGGGCCUGGCUCUACCUGAGAGCCUCCAUCCCAGGCCAUGUGUAAACACGUUUUUCAGAAAUAGUGUUUUUAUUAAAAUAUCAAAUUAAUGUUCCUGUAACAGCUCAAAGUAAGAUUUCUGAACCAUGUGAAACAUCAGAAGUCAAGGUGGGAAAUGUCAGUUGUCUGCGUGUCUGCUCUGUGACAGCUGUGUGGCUUGGUGUCUGCUUCUGGCCUUGCAGCAAAAGCGGGUGGCAAAUGGGGCUGUGGGUUGGCGUGCUACGGGGAGGCCCGAUUCCAGAAGGAGCCUCACGUUCCGGGGCUCAAGUGUGGCUUCAGAUGCUCUUGUUCUGUGGCAGUGGGCCCUGCUCGGCCCGUCAGACUGUGCACCCAGACUGGUCCCUGUGCUGAUGACUAGACACUCAGUUUGAUGUAAGGAGCAUGCUUAAUAAAGCACUGUCUUGACCUGUC